UAAAGUGUUCGCUCAACGUUUUCGUUCACGUUUUCGUCGAUAUGAAUGCUCCUCCAACGUUUGAGUCGUUCUUGCUGUUUGAGGGAGAGAAAAAGAUCACUGUGACAAAGGACACAAAAGUUCCUAAUGCAGCUGUCUUCACAGUUAUGAAGGAGGACCAUACACUCGGAAAUCUAAUCACAAUGCAACUGCACAAGGAUCCGCAGGUGUUGUUUGCUGGUUACAAAGUUCCUCAUCCAUUAGAGCACAAGUUUGUACUCCGUGUUCAAACGACAGCUGAUUACACUCCCCAAGAGGCAUUUACGAAUGCAGUUACCGACCUCGUCAGUGAGCUAUCGUUACUGGAGGAGAGAUUCAAGGAGGCGGUUCGUGAAAAGCAAGAGGGCUUGGACUGACAACUGCUAUGGCCUUGUUGGGUUACUGUGUAUAGUGUAAGAUGUGUAAAAAUGUGUUCCCAUAUAUCUUGUAUAAUGCUAUAGUUUUAUAUAAUAGGUAUUAUAUUUAAUACAAUUGAUCGGACCGAUUCUUAAAACAUCGCAGUUAAAUAAUGUUGUCCACAUCGUUGAGUGUAGGUUUAUGAAAACUCAUGAAUGGCAAAAGAAACUUGUCCAGUGUUAGUUGGUCUUUUUGACAAAAAUGUGCCAUUAAUUUUGAAUUGAAUAUUUGCAAUCAUGUAUGUAUAUAUUAUACCAGAAGUUUAUUCUGUUUAUACAUCAUUUUCAUGAAUGUGUGUUUUAAUGCACAGAAGUUCAAUGCAUUGACAGUAAAACAAAGUAAGAAUUGAUAGUUUGAUAUUACUAUUGCAUCUACUGUUUAUUCAAUGCUACGUGUGCAAUAAAAACAAAACAAACACGA
Messenger RNA from Priapulus caudatus, 855 nucleotides. Its product is annotated as DNA-directed RNA polymerase II subunit RPB11-a-like. The transcript is spliced from 4 exons. Bases 42 to 395 code for a protein of 117 amino acids. Gene Ontology annotation, biological process: transcription by RNA polymerase II. The record is from RefSeq and is a predicted model, not a curated record. Gene Ontology annotation, cellular component: RNA polymerase II, core complex. Gene Ontology annotation, molecular function: DNA binding; protein dimerization activity. NCBI's taxonomy places the organism in Eukaryota, Metazoa, Priapulida, Priapulimorpha, Priapulimorphida, Priapulidae.